Molecule: messenger RNA, 1185 nt
Organism: Neoarthrinium moseri
Lineage: Eukaryota; Fungi; Ascomycota; Sordariomycetes; Amphisphaeriales; Apiosporaceae
Exons: 1
Coding region: 1-1185 (394 amino acids)
Source: RefSeq, a predicted model, not a curated record
AUGGAGCCUGCAAGUGCGGCGGGCGACGAUGCAGCACCCGUGACUCUCGCUGAGCAGCUGGGAGCCCGAGAGGUCCACCCGCAACGCCAGUCCCCCCUAUACGGCCGCAUCCCGGCCGAGCUCCGCGACCACAUCUUCCGCUACGCGCUGGAGGAGUUCUGUCCGCCCGAGGCCCAGGCUCGCCUCCCCACCUUCUCCGCGCGCUGCUAUCGCCAUGGAGAAGAGCCCCCGUCCACGCCCGAGUACCUCACGGCCAUCGGCGACGGCCAGGAGGUCCGGUAUGCUGGCCGGCGCCGCCGCGAAACCCGCCGCGGCUACGACUGGGUCCGCCCCGACUGCCCCGAGCCGACGGCCGUCGCCGUGGCGCUGCUGGCCACCUGCCGCGCCGUCUACCUCGAGACGCACGCGCUGCCGCUGAUGCUGCGGGAGCACCGCUUCUACCUGGAGCGGGGCCCGCCCCACGGCGUCGGCUCGGUCGCGGGGCUGCGGGCGUAUUUCGAGGAGGCGCUGAGCGGGCCGGCCCCGGUGCGCGGCCUGCGGCAGCGCGACCUCGUGCGGUCCGUCCGCUUCUUCGUGCAGCUGUUCUGGCUCGAGGACGCCAACGCGCCCUACCACUUCUGGCACCUCGCGACCGCGACGCCGUGGCUGCGCCCCGUCGAGCGCCUGCGCAUCACGGUGCGCCGCGCCGACUGGUGGCACUGGGAGAGCAACACCCUCCCCGCCAUCAACCCGUUCCGCGGCACGGCCGGCAACGCGCGCAUGCACCAGGACAUGCGGGCGGGCGACGGCAACCAUCCGUUCGCGGACCGCGUCUGGGGCCUGGCGUUUCAGCACAUGCCCAACCUGCAGACCCUGGUCAUGGACUUUGAGACCUCGGAGGACCUCAAGGCCGAGCUCGACGACAUCCUGCGGUGGGCCGUCAAGUGGCGGCUGCCGCUUUCGGGUGGCCGCUUCCUCAGCGCGGCGGGCCAGCCCGUCGAGAUGAUGCGAUGGCGUGGGAGCGACUACCACUGGAGUGACUACAGCCCGCGCGACUACCGCAGUGCCACACAUAGAGAGAACGACGAACCCCAUGGGUUCGGCCCGCGUCUGUACACCGGGACGGUCACGUGGACAGCUUGCUCGGAAGAGCCAGUCAGGUCGGGUGAGGAGGGAGGCGGGCGACAGGAAGCAAGCGAGCGCUAA